Corylus avellana is the source of this 587-nucleotide messenger RNA. RefSeq lists its product as uncharacterized. NCBI's taxonomy places the organism in Eukaryota, Viridiplantae, Streptophyta, Magnoliopsida, Fagales, Betulaceae. The record is from RefSeq and is a predicted model, not a curated record.
ACUCAAACAACACUUACCCACGAAACGCGCUCUACGCCAAGCCCUUUAAAGGAAACCAUAAACGGAGAGAGAGUUGAUCUAGUCGCUUCUUCUUUCUCUUCGAUCACCUUCAGCAUUUCAAUGGCGGGAUCGUUUUCUCCCCCACGUAAGAGUAGUGAUCUCCAGAAACUCCUCACCGAGUCGGAAAUGGCCGCCGCCCAGCAGCUCAUGCAGCUUAGCGACGAAGACAGCUACAACGACAACAAAAAGAGGAGGGACGUGCACGCAGAUGACGACGAAGAGGUUGAUCAGAGCCGAAGCGAAAUUACUUCCACGAUAAUUGAAGAGAUUUUUGGGAAAGAAGAGGCGUGCCGGCCGAAGAAGCAGAGGUACCGAUCUCUUGUUAGUAUUUACACGGCAACGAAACCCAUCAAUGGAAGAUUCGAGAAGAGGGAGAAGAGGGUAAGAUCUUAUGGAAACUUUAAUGGGGUUUUAGCUUAGGGGGAGGGGUUGCUUAAUCUUAGUGAUCAAGUCAUGUAAAGAGUUUUUCUGAUCCUUUUGUAGGAAAAUUGGAGACUGGGUUUCUCUUUUUUGCCUUAAUAAUAAUA